UGCCUUCAUUUAUUUAUAUACCGAAUUUGUCAACCAGCUUCAAUUGCCUCUCUCUCAGCUCUGUCCACCACAGUCGUGUGUUUUCUAUCAAAGAGAGAGAUCAAAGGCAAAGAAAACAGCGGCAACAAUGGAAGGUGUCUCUGCCAGCACGUACAAGAGUUUGAGAGGAUACUGGAAGAGGAGAGGCUACGAGAGGUUAAGUGGGUCGACUGGCCAGAGGCGGAGGACGCGAGCGGAGCAGCUGGGUUCCGCCCGGGGUAGAUCACGGUUCUGGCGGAUCAAGAUCACGCCCAAGCUCCGAAUCCUGAGAGUACCUUCCCCCAAGAGCUUCUUCGUGCGUCUUCGAGACUGGUACGUCGACCUUAUGCUCAGAUUCGCCAACUCGCCACUGUGCAGUGCCGGCGCCGGGUACGGCGGGGCCGUUUCGUGGGAUAGGAUCGGUGGACUCCCGGGACGCUCACUCAAGGAGUACGACGAGAAGGUGAUCGUCCAGAUAUACAAAUCCAUGGUUAUGGCGCAGGGCCAUCUGGUGCCUCGCGAUGCUGCAAAACUUUGCUCGCAGCGGUAAUUUUAUUGUAUUUUUCGUCCUUAAAUUAUGAAUAAUCAGAUUGUAAUUGUUGGUCGCAAAAAACUCAUUUUUGUUAGUAAUUUUUGUGUUUUAGUGAAGUUUAUAUAUAUUGACAAGUAGUAGUAGUGAUCGAUCA
This is a messenger RNA of Juglans microcarpa x Juglans regia, 704 nucleotides long. RefSeq lists its product as uncharacterized. Lineage: Eukaryota; Viridiplantae; Streptophyta; Magnoliopsida; Fagales; Juglandaceae. The record is from RefSeq and is a predicted model, not a curated record. The transcript has a single exon. The coding region runs from base 128 to 568 and encodes 146 amino acids.